Mytilinidion resinicola is the source of this 828-nucleotide messenger RNA. RefSeq lists its product as uncharacterized. Gene Ontology annotation, molecular function: zinc ion binding. The transcript has a single exon. Lineage: Eukaryota; Fungi; Ascomycota; Dothideomycetes; Mytilinidiales; Mytilinidiaceae. The record is from RefSeq and is a predicted model, not a curated record. The coding region runs from base 1 to 828 and encodes 275 amino acids.
AUGCCCAUGCCAGCUCCACCUCCAACCCCCCGCGCCCUCCUGAAGGACCUGCUCGCAAGCAUCCCCGCCGCCGCCGCCUCUCCGACCUCAAAUACCCCACUCCCGACAGCCGCGAAACCGCUCCUCUUAACCCUCCACGUGCUCUUCCCGACCGAGUUCCUGCCCGCCCUCGACCUCCUCGAUCGCAGCCUGGUAACGCGCUUCCGGCUCCGCGAAGCUCGCCCCAGCGACAGCGAGACCGCCGGCACAGGACCCCAACCCCAACCACAAGCCCCAGACCCCCCCUCAACCCUCCCCACCGCCACAACCCCAACACCGGACGCGGACGCAGAGAUGCUAGAGGCGUCGCCGCACCACCACCACCACCACCACCCCUCCCCACCCAACUGCGAAGAGAAGGCUAGAGCAGCCCGAGCGGCACGAGCACGCGAGCACGCCAACGCAUGCCCCAUCUACCACGUCCGCUCGGCGCAGCAGCCCCGCGCGGCGCGCUUCGGCGCGGCCAUCGACUCGACCACGGCGUAUGAGGUGCGGCUGCGCGCGUGGAACUGCUCGUGUCCGGCGUUUGCGUUUGCGGCGUUUCCGUCUGGGGCUGGGCAGGGUCGUGGGAAUGGAGGAGGGAGUGACUGGGAAGGGGACGGUGGUGGGGAGGAGGAGGAUGGGUGGAGGUUUGGCGGGGUGAGCGUGGGGGCUGAGACGCCGCCUGUGUGCAAGCAUCUGCUGGCGUGUGUGCUAGUGGAGAGAUGCGAGUUGUUUAAGGGAUGUGUGCAGGAGAGGGAGGUUAGUGUUGAGGAGGCGGCUGGGUGGGCUGCUGGAUGGGGGGAUUGA